Talaromyces proteolyticus is the source of this 1253-nucleotide messenger RNA. Its product is annotated as putative hydroxybutyrate dehydrogenase. The record is from RefSeq and is a predicted model, not a curated record. Gene Ontology annotation, molecular function: triacylglycerol lipase activity; acylglycerone-phosphate reductase (NADP+) activity. Lineage: Eukaryota; Fungi; Ascomycota; Eurotiomycetes; Eurotiales; Trichocomaceae. Bases 263 to 1090 code for a protein of 275 amino acids. The transcript is spliced from 3 exons. Gene Ontology annotation, cellular component: lipid droplet; endoplasmic reticulum. Gene Ontology annotation, biological process: triglyceride catabolic process; phosphatidic acid biosynthetic process.
CCACAAUCUCGAUAAUGGCCAGCACAUCCGCUCAUGGGUAGCCUUACACUUCACACUCCAAUAUUAGCCCUCUAAAUCAACCAUCCAGCGGUGAUGCGUGUUAUAAUUUAUCAGAAACGCCCUCCUUUCUACUAGUUAAAUUUCUGAUCCUUCUUCCCAUCAUACUAAGCCGCCCUUUCGUUCGUUCUACCAAACACUAUAGUCUGGUUCUUUUGUCUCUUCUUCACUCGUCUCUAUUCGACCCCAGUGUUCUCUGCUCGUCAUGCCGGAACAGUCCGUUCUCAUUACCGGGUGCAGUGACGAUGGCAUUGGCUACGGGCUCGCGCUGACCUUCCAGCAACGAGGCUACCGCGUCUUUGCCACCACGCGUGACAUCAGGAAGAUGUCCAAGCUGCAAGGCCUCCCAAAUGUCACCCUCCUGACGCUAGACGUGAAGGAAACUGAUCAGAUUGCUGCAGCUGCCAAGGUGGUCAGCGAUCAAACGGGAGGCACCCUGGACUACCUCAUCAACAAUGCAGGCCGCAACCAUUUCAUGCCCAUUCUGGACGAAGACCUGAACGCCACCCGCGCUAUUUUCGACACUAAUGUUUGGGGACCAGUGGCAGUCACCCAGGCCUUUGCACCAUUACUCAUCAAAGCCAAGGGCCAGAUUGUUUUCAUCACCUCCAUUUCGGGCUAUAUCAAUGUUCCAUGGAUGGGAAGCUACGCUGCCUCUAAGCGAUCCAUCGAGAUUAUCGCCGAGACCCUUCGUCUGGAGCUUAGGCCUUUCAAUGUUGGCGUCUUGUCCGUCGUGACGGGAGCUGUGAAAACGCAGGGUCAAACCUAUUUUGGAGAUUUCAAAUUGCCCGCCGAUUCCUCAUACCACUCAAUCGAGGACACCAUUGCAUCUCGGGCGCAGGGCAUCGAUGGCUCGACCCGGAUGGACCUGAUGACCUAUAGCGAUCAAGUCGUCACUAAGAUUACCACGGGCGCCACUGGUAAAUUCUGGUGUGGUGAUAAUGCCAGUGCUGUCAAAUUUGGCUCCAACUACCUGCCAACAUCCUUCAUGGACAGUGGUCUCGUCAAGGGUACUGGGCUGGAUAAGAUGUAAACACUGUAUAUCGUUGGAGGUACAAGUACAGGGGUAGUUUGCAGAAGGAAACCAACAAAAUCUAGAAUUCAUUGGCUAGUCUUCGGACUACUUGAUCUAAUAUAGUCUCUAGAUACUCCUCGGCGUUAAAGCUCUGGACAAUACCUAUUUUAUUGAUAGCAUA